Drosophila rhopaloa is the source of this 1844-nucleotide messenger RNA. RefSeq lists its product as uncharacterized. Bases 148 to 1593 code for a protein of 481 amino acids. Gene Ontology annotation, cellular component: nucleus. NCBI's taxonomy places the organism in Eukaryota, Metazoa, Arthropoda, Insecta, Diptera, Drosophilidae. Gene Ontology annotation, biological process: mRNA export from nucleus. The record is from RefSeq and is a predicted model, not a curated record. Gene Ontology annotation, molecular function: mRNA binding. The transcript has 4 exons.
CUUUUCCAACACUAAAACGCCUGCGCUUGUAAAAUUUUAUUUUGUUACAAACGGAGUAGGAAUUAGUCUCCAGUCCGUACUUAAAUAUAAGAAUUUAUAGCCACACUGCGUUGAUCAGAAGGGGCGAUUCAGUAAAAGAAGGAAAAUAUGGACAUCGAGCUGAGUCUGGACGAGAUCAUAGAGCGAAAGCGCGGCCACGGCGGCCGUCCUCCCAUUGACAAGAAGUUCAAUGCCAACUACACUAAGCCGCGCGGUGUACUCAACAAGCCCGCUUUCAAGGCAGGAGGAGGAGGUGGCUCCCAGUCAGAUCCGCCGGCACAGCGGUCCUUCGAUGCCCGGAACAAAAUCAUCCAGAAAACACGUGCCAAGAUAGCCGACGCCCGGGAUCUACUCAACCAGAGUAGGCGCGAGUCGGGCUUCGAUGCCCGCCAGCUGCUUCUGGAUCGUAAGAAGGGUCGUCCGCUGGGUCCCACCACAAGUGCCGACGGGGAGCCAAUGCCCACGUCGCGCCACGCCCGCGGAUCGGUGCACAUGGGACACUUUGGGCAGCGCACCAUCACCAUGUCGAACCGCCCAGGCGGCACUAUCCAGGCGGAGUGGGACUCGGACGAGGAGCUCGUGGGUCUAGGUGGUGGUGGUGGUGGCAUUGCGGGCGUUGAUAUUGUACACAAACCAACGGGACUGCGUCGCCAAUACAAUUCCAGACCCAACCAACCGGGCAAACCGUUCGGUCCACGUGGCUACGUUGACCAUGAUAAUAUGCAGGACCUCGAAGAUGAGGAAAUCACGCGCACCCUGCACUUUGGCCACUACACCAGCCAGCCACUGCCGCCGCGCUACACCUUUGGUGGCUUCGACCUCAAUCGCGACGACGAUGUGGAGAUGUCUACGGCUCCGCUCAAGAACAACAUAGCCAGCGAUCCAUUUUCCAUAUACGAGGUGGCCCGCAAUCGCAUCGAGCGUCCAUCACUGCCCACCCCGCUGGUGGUUGGGCGCACGGACACUAGCGAGAAGCUCUUUGAGCGCCGUCAGCGCAACAUGGUAAACACCAACAAUUUGCCGGAAUCUCUGCGGGCUCGUCUGUUUGGCGGUGAGCCGGAUCGUCGCGUAUCUCAUGGGAUCUAUGCCAACGAGAACAGAGGAGGUGGUGGUGGUGUUGGAGGCGGCGGCGGCGCUGGUGGUGCACUUUCGAUGGCCCACCCGAUGACUAUGCGCCGUUCGCCACCCACACUGCCCCUGGGGGCAUCGAACAGCAAGGCCGGGUAUCGGCUGUUGGUGAGCAAUCUGCAUGCUAACGUGACCACUGCCGAUAUACGCGAGCUCUUUAGCGAUAUCGGACCGAUGUACGAUGCCCAUGUAGUGCGCCCGGGCACCGCCGAGGUCAUUUACAAGUCCCUGGAACAUGCUGAAAUGGCCGUGGAUGCGUACCACCAACGCGAGUUCGAUGACCAGCCAAUGCACUGUGUGCUGGUCAAUCCACACUCCUCCCACCGCUCGGCGCACUCCGCCAGCUCUCGCACCGUGACCACCAACUCGUCCGGCGUGGAGGUGGACAUCGAUGCGCUCCACUCGGUGCUAUUCCGGGACCACUAGGCAUUGCCCGCGGACACUGGCAACUAGGCAAUUUUCCAGCUACAUUAUUCGUCAUCUCCUUAGUAUUAAGGCCAACAAUUUAAACUUUAGGCGCGCUUGACCCAUACGAAUCAGUCCACCCGGCGUUUGUUUAGUAAACUAGCGAGUUAAAACCAUGUGUUUUUUUUGCUUCGAGGUGAUCCAUCCAUGUUGAUGAUCCUCGGUCAACUUCAAAAUGAAUUGAAAAGAAAACAACAAUCCAGAAAUAUAAA